This is a messenger RNA of Cydia pomonella (codling moth), 4578 nucleotides long. RefSeq names its product TWiK family of potassium channels protein 9-like. The record is from RefSeq and is a predicted model, not a curated record. Gene Ontology annotation, molecular function: potassium ion leak channel activity. Gene Ontology annotation, cellular component: membrane. Gene Ontology annotation, biological process: potassium ion transmembrane transport; stabilization of membrane potential. The coding region runs from base 2160 to 3695 and encodes 511 amino acids. Lineage: Eukaryota; Metazoa; Arthropoda; Insecta; Lepidoptera; Tortricidae. The transcript is spliced from 4 exons.
UAUAGAGCAUAAAGACAUUCAUUGACUGCAUACAGCACCACCACCCACCAUCCACCACCAUCAGAACGAAUUUUACAAGCAUGAAACUUACCUAAUACAUUUUACGUUUAUAAAAAAUCCUUAAAAACUUUUAUUCAGCUUACGGAGGAAAUACCAAAAUUUAGAAGCAUGACACGUGAAAAAGUUCUUUAUGUUCGUACGUCUACAUCGAUCGGUGGCACAAUUUGCUGCCGGACCGCGCCCUUUGGCGAGUAAAUUGCGGACGGACUUUGGAUUAAAGUGGGAUUACUCUUGCUUGACGAGUGACAGUGUGUCGCUGUCAGAACAAUCAUUGUGCCACAAUAACCUACCCAUCCAAUAUGUAACCUAGCGUUGGCCAAGCUUUUUAACCGUUUAACACGCAAUAGCCAAGAGAGUGAAUUCAAGCGGAAGCGGAAGCCUUCUUGACGCUCAAUUGUCCCAAUGAUUCUGGUCUGGAAAAAAAUACAAAAAUAUGGUCAUAAGUUAUGUUGAAUGAAGGGUUAAGGGUCCCCGGUCUAGAGUUGUGCUGAUCUCGAGAUCGAUCCCUGUUUUGUAUGUAUCUUAACCGAGAAUAUUUACCAUAGUAAAUUACUGAAUCAGCAUUAACUUUGAGAACCUUAAAUUCAAACAAAACAUUUCCACUAAUGAGUAACAUGAAACCAAUGUUUAGAAGCGAAAGCAUUCAUUUCUUAAACAAAGGCUCUGUCUACAAAUUUUUAAUCACGUUUGUGCCGCACGCUCAAAUUCCCCCUCAAGACGCAUUAUACGCGUAUCAAAAUAAUACCACAAUCAGAACAAACUCUGCCAUUCAAUUAUAUCCCGCCUAAUUCCGCCCGAAACUCUGCGUAUAAUGUUGUAGCAAAGUUGUCUUUUGUAGGGUCACAGAUGUGCGCAUUAUCUCUACAUGUUUCAAGUUAAAUGUGAAGGCAUUUACACGAGUGUGGGGCGAAGAGGGAUGUACUUUUAUUCAGAAAGAGUAAUUAUUGUGAAAUCGAGAGGACUGCUGUUAGGAAUUAUUUAUUGCUUACUCGACGCGAGUGGCUCGAAAAGUGAAAUCUUGACCGUUGCGAGACUUUUAAGGCCCGAAGGUUAAAUAAACUUUGCUACCGAAUGAAAUACGAAAUUUUUGACCACAGGCGAAGAAAAUACUAAUUGUAAAAUAUUAUAAAUCAAAUCCAAAAGAACGCUAUUAAAUAUUUAUCAUUAAAAAUCAUCACUUAAAAAGUCAAAUCCACCAUCCUACAUUAGAAAACAACUCAAAAUUUACAUCAAAUUACUUGGCCACUCUUGUGGAUAAAAUGCCAUUUUCUCAUUAGUUUUUAAAGAACAAAGAUUUACGAGCUGGUUAAAAUUCUACUAUUAAAACCUUCAAUAAUAAAUGUAGUACUGAGAAAAAAAGUUGCUGGUUUUUUAUCUGGUACUUUAGAUGGCAGCACAAACUGACAGAUUUGAUACUUCAGAAAUGUAAAUUCACAAGUAUUUCAUACGAAAAUACCAAGUACUUUUACUUCAGGCCUCUAGUUAAAUCUUCCAAAUGCCUACACGAGUUCUCCUAAUUGGAAAAGUUCAAGGUGUGCGAUAUGGAACAAUUGAAUUUGCCCUUUCCUUUUACUGAGUUUCUGUUUGUAAGAGUUUUCCUCACAUUGACAGCUUGGGAUCAAAUGGUAGUUACAAAUAGGAACUGACGGUCAAAAAAAAUGUUUAAACGUUUUUUGUCAUUCUGUAUUCAAAUUACAUUACAGUUCUUUGAGACGUAGAGCGUUGCCCUACGUGACGUGAGGGAACUUGAGGCUAAGCGUAUGCUGGACGGUGCGGCGCAAGGACGUUCCAUGAUUUACAAAAUCUGCUCUGUCUUGCGCUUAGCCUGACUCUUGACGCGACCGAGUGCGGUGCGGCGCGGUUUCAACGCGAAGCGGCGCGCAUAAACGUCAUUCAUAGAAAUUAAUAUUAAUGACAUUAUCACACUAAUCAUUACACAUGCCAUCUCGAGCUAGCUUGGUCCGACCAAAUCUAAGUAAAUAGAGAGCGAUAUAUUAUCCAGAACGAGGGAAAGAGUUUACUCUAAACAGGAUUCAUAUUUAAAGAUAUAACGGGCUGAAUAAUGACGUCACUAAGCGAAGGUAAAAGAUAACGCCAACAUGGAUAUAGAUCAUAUAGUACUGGAUAAAGAAGCAAUCAACCGGUUUGAACAGUAUACUUUAGCCAAGCCUUCACUAAAUGGAGGUAUCCCUUUGGACAGAUGCCAAGAUGCCGACUCGAUGGUAUCUAAUAGCAAGAAGAGAGCACAAAGUUCCCGCCAAAAAGUUAUUUGCUGUUUUUGUUUUAAAACCACUAAGUACAGAAGAAAACAAUUCUUAAUAGGAUCACUUACAAAUUUUGUGAUAUUUGCAGUACUAUUAGCAUACAUAUUUUUGGGUUCAUUCAUAUUCUUAGCUAUUGAGGGUGGGGCAGAAAUGCCGGCCAGACCUCGAAUAUUGCCAGAUAGACAAAAAUUAAGUCACAAAGAAAAUAAUGAUACGGAAAAGAAGGAUUCUAACGAGGAAAAUAAUUAUAGUAAUUUGACGGUGUCUGCUAAUUAUUUUUGGGAAGCAAGAAGCAGAGCCGUUGAGAACAUUUGGGAAAUAACUGUGUCUCUUAAUAUUUUGUAUAGAGAGAAUUGGACACGAUUAGCAGCACAAGAGAUUUUAAAGUUUCAAAACGAAUUGGUGCAGCGGGUCACAACAGAAAUGGCGUCUCAAUAUGGCGUCAGUUACAGAGAGAUGGCGUUGGGGGAGUUUGGUGGUAGCGAGCUAGCUAAUCAUUAUGAAGAACACGAAUGGAAUCUGGCAUUGGCGUUUUUCUACUCUCUUACUGUAUUAACGACCAUUGGAUACGGCAACAUCGCUCCACGGACUAUACUGGGCAAGGGCGUCACCGUAAUAUAUGCGUUAAUCGGCAUACCCCUCACACUUGUUUACCUGUCCAAUGUGGGAUCAUUGCUGUCAAAAAUGGCCAGAAGCGUCUUCAGUAGAGCACUUUGCUGCUGUCUUUGCUCUAACUGCGGUUACUGCUGUUACGAUGAAAGAAGAAUGGCUGAAAAGGAAAGAAGAAUGAAACUGAAAAGACAGCAAGAGGAACUCAACAGUCAAAACACGAGCAAAACUCCUACAGAAGAAUGCUACGUCCUAAAAGCUGAUAGUCAAAAGGAUUCUUCUGUAUCAGAAAGACCUACCACUAGUACAGCCAAAGAUGAUGUCAUCAGUUGGCCUGACACUGAUUCUAAACUGUCUAUGCAUGGUUUAAGUAUUCUAGCACCAGUAUUAUUAUGUCUAACGGCGAUUUUCAUUUAUAUAUCUAUUGGGGCUAUAGUACUUUUCAAGUUAGACCAUAUGGGGAUCGUUGACGGAUUUUAUUUCUGUUUUAUGGCUUUGAGUACAAUUGGUUUUGGAAAUAUUUUUCCUGGUAUGAACUAUACCACAAUCCAUGGUGUUAGAUACUAUACAAUAAACACUACUACGUUAUGGUUCUGCUCGGCUUAUACUUUAACCGGUCUUGCUUUGACUGCAAUGUGUUUCGGUGUUAUACAUGAUGAAAUUAUAUACAGGAUAAAGCAUCAGCAAAAACAGUGGUCUCAGAAAAGCAAUACAGUUAAUGAUGAAGUUAAUAUAAAUGAUCCGUUUUACAUGAGCUCCUGACAUAUGUAUAGCAAGGGGAAGUCCGAGAAUUUGUAUAGUAUAAUGGAAGAUAAUUCUGUAGUAGAACGUAAUAGAAUUGAAAUCGACAAUAGGGAAGUAGUUCUUAGUGUAGAUGAUAUACCAGCGGCUGCAGCUAUGGAUAAUAAUGUGGACUUACCGCCACCACCUCCUGAAGAGGAAAUCAUAGCUAUUGUCACUAAAAAAGAACCUAAAGGUGGUUUUGGUAAUAUGGUAGCUUACAAUGUACUACCAGAAAUGCUGGAUCAUGUGAAUGAUGCAUAAUCGUGAAGAAGUAGGUAUUAUUUUCUCAUCUAAUUAAUAUUUAUAUUAUUGAUUUAAAACUUUUAAUAGAUGGCUACUUUAGUUGUUACGUUAUUAUCAAUUAUCUCGAUGUGUAAAUAAAGUGUAAAGAUAUUAAAUUGUCAAUAGCAAGUUUUAAUUUUUUGGUUAUUAAGCUAAAUAAAUAAUAAGUUAGGUAUAAGAUGUAAAUAGUGUACAUAUUGUAAUUAAUGAUUGUAGUUAAACGAUGUGUAACAUCUUUUAUCUCUAAACCCUUGUCAAAUAUAUUACAAUAUCAAACUAUAUCUGUAUCAAUUUUCAUGUGAAUAAUUCUUUGUAAAAACAAUGAUUUAAUAAAAAAAAUUAAACACACGUGUUAUAUUCAUUGCAUGGUGUAUUUUAAUCUUUCAGUUAUAUAUCAAAACAGACGUAUGUAUUUCUACACCUAAAAAGUGAUGAUGUGUCCAAAGAGUACAUCGUGGACAUCGUGGUAAAUAAAAAAGUUAUACAGAGCAAAUAAAAGGUGAGACGAAGAAUUAUACCACAAGGCGUUUCCAGUGCUCAAUACAAAUGCCCUACUUUACCUUAAUCCUAAAGUAACCCU